AUGACCGCCAAUGUGCCGUCUCGAGCUCUGGUCAACGAGGCCCAUCGACAAAAACAUUCCGUUGAAAAAAUCCUCAUUGCAUUAAAAAAUGCGGAUGGACUUAGUCGUGAUUCAAUUCUAAGCUCCUUAUUAGUCAGAGAUGGCUGCCUGGACAUUUCCGAUGCUUUGACAAGCCUCGAGAAAACAAGCACACGGCUUGAUCAGACGAAGGCUGGUGGCAGCGGCUCGAACCUGUUAGUAAGUAAUACAGCGGAUGAUUUGAAUCCCUCCAGCUCUGAGGAUGAUGGUUAUGAUCUUACACCCUUUAUAUCGAGAGAUGAGUGCGGAACUAUUGGAGUUUACGGGCCCUCUUCAGUAUGGCAUGCAGGGAGCUCAAUUGAAUUUGCGGACUCUCCGACAUCGAAAUCAAAAUGCGAGCCUGACCCCUACAGAUUAAUAGCGUAUGCUGCGCUGCAAAGGCAAACAGAGUACGAUCUGCGCUGCCAACAAAAUAUUGCCGGCAUACCCUCUGAGCUUGCAAUGCACCUGCUUGAUCUUCACUGGAAUCGGCAGCAUCACACUUUUCUUCUGACCUAUCGGCCAGCUUUCAUGAGAGACCUACUCUCUGGUGGCCCAUAUUGCUCUGAGUUUUUGAUCAAUGCAGUUUUCGCCUGCUCAAGCAAGUUCUCGGAGCGCCUGGACGUUCGUUCCGAUAUAACACGCCCAGAGACCGCUGGAAAGCAGUUUUUUGAUCGCUGUGACCAGUUACUGGCAGAGAAAUCACUUCUCGCCUACUCCAGCAUAUCUACUGUUGCUGGGUUGCUAAUGUUGGGAAGUACGUUCAACGCUCGGGGGCAAACCUCUAAAGGUUGGCUGUACACAGGCUAUGCACUUCGUAUGGUAUAUGACCUCGGCCUUCACUUGGAUUGCGAUGCUGUUGCAGGAAGCGCUGAGGAUAUAGAAGUCCGUCGGAGGGUGUUUUGGGCCGCGUUCAUCUGUGACAAACUGCAAAGUCUGUACUUUGGUCGGCCAUUUACCAUUCAACUCCGCGAUGUACAUGUCUCGCGAGACUUCAUGGAUACGUUCGAAGAAAACGAGUUAUGGACGCCUUAUGUUGACCCACAACUGCCUGGCACAUCAACAGCGAAAACGAAUUCCAUCCUAACACGCAUACAUUCAAUUUCCGUGUUCCAACAGUUGUGUUCGCUCUCGAAGCUGAUGACCAGUAUCAUUGACCGAUUCUACGUUGUUGGAGCAACGGGUGAUGUGGCUCGAAAAUAUCUCGAUAUCAUCGAUCGCCGGUUGUCUGCUUGGUAUCGAAAAUUACCACAAAAGCUACGUUUUGAGCCUUGGGUUGGGGCAUCGUCAGACUCUUUUGUUGUCGCUGCUCCUAAUGUCAUCAUCCUUUUAACCACAUAUAAUGCCCUCAUCAUUCUCUUGCAUCGCCCUUUCAUUUCCAGCGGACACCUUCGUUCUACCCAUAGCUCUGCUGAUUCUUGGGAGCGCUGCAUUACCGCGGCUCGCAAUAUUACUCGCCUGGCGCUUUCGUAUCGCUCAACCUAUUCACUCCGCCAGGCCAACUACAUGCUCAGUUACGCUGUGUAUGUGGCAUGCACUAUCCAUGCCCGCAAUCCUACCGUUUGGGAAAGCACCCGGCGACGAGAGGCGAAUUCUCCCUUGACGGUGUGUUUGCGAUGCCUAGAUGAGCUUGCCAUACCGAAUUGUGGUGUUUCAGCGCCAGCCAGAAUUAUUCGGCGGUUGAUGGACUCAAAUGGAAUCCCCGUUGAAGAUGGUAGGGGCGACCAUCAUCUUUGGUAA
This is a messenger RNA of Penicillium lagena, 1797 nucleotides long. RefSeq names its product fungal specific transcription factor domain-containing protein. NCBI's taxonomy places the organism in Eukaryota, Fungi, Ascomycota, Eurotiomycetes, Eurotiales, Aspergillaceae. Gene Ontology annotation, biological process: DNA-templated transcription. Bases 1 to 1797 code for a protein of 598 amino acids. Gene Ontology annotation, molecular function: DNA binding; zinc ion binding. The record is from RefSeq and is a predicted model, not a curated record. The transcript is spliced from 2 exons.